This is a messenger RNA of Paramecium pentaurelia, 871 nucleotides long. The record is from the annotation of a GenBank genome assembly. NCBI's taxonomy places the organism in Eukaryota, Ciliophora, Oligohymenophorea, Peniculida, Parameciidae.
AAUGGCUGAAGAAAUUAAGGAAUUUCUUAAAAAGAAGGAUUACUAUGAAAUAUUGGGAGUGUCAAAAUCAGCCACUGAUGAAGAGCUAAAGAAGGCUUAUAGAAAAUUAGCUUUGAAAUUCCACCCUGAUAAAAACUAACAUGAAGGUGCUCAAGAAGCAUUCAAACGUGUUGCUUAAGCAUAUAAUUGUCUUUCGAAUCCUGAUAAAAAGAGAGUUUAUGAUCAAUAUGGAACAGAAAGACCAGAAAAUUAACGAUAGCAUCAUCAUUAAGAUCAAAAUGGAUAUUAUUAUGAAUAAUGUUAUGGUGAUGAUUUUGCUAAUGUACAAAUAUAAUAAUAAAGAUUAGGAAAUCUUUAGAGCCUUUUUUGGUACACCUAGAGCUCAACAUUAAAAUCGAUAGCAUAAUGGAUAAAUAAACUUGUAAUUAAUGCAAAUUCUUCCUAUAAUAAUGUUGAUACUUUUUUCUUCAUCAGGGUUUAUGUCACUCUUUUAAAAAGCUCCAAUUUAUUCUUUCUAAAGAUCAUAUGAUUACCCAACUUCUUAAACCACUAGAAUACUAUAAGUAAUGAAUAAAUUUAAAAUAAAAAGGUUAAAUAUUUUGUAGGAUCAGAUUUCAAGGAAGAAAUCUCAACUAAGGAAAAAUUAAGAGAGCUUGAAUUGGAGAUUGAAUAGUAAUAUGUAAAUUAGUUAAAGCAUGAUUGCAAUAAUGUUUAAUACAAAAAACAAAUGUAUGAAAGUUAUGCAAGCAGAGCUUUUUAUUAAAGAGAUCGUGAUUCAUAUAGAAAUGCAAUUAGAAGAUUAGACUUCUCAUCAUGUGAUUAAUUAGAUGAACAUCGUAGAACUAUUCCUAGAUUUGAUCAAUUAUAUUGA